AUGGAAGGAGACUCAAGUUUCUCAAUAAUAGCACCUCUAGUCUUCAAUGGUGAUAAUUACACCAUAUGGGCUGUGCGGAUGGAAGCCUACCUAGACGCUGUAGAUCUAUGGGAGGCUGUUGAAAAUGACUAUGACGUUCCUCCACUAUCAGACAACCCAAUGAUGGCUCAAGUCAAGAAUCACAAUGAAAUGAAAACCAGAAAGUCUAAGGCAAAAGCCUGCCUAUUUGCAGCAAUUUCAGCUACAAUCUUCACCCGAAUUAUGUCUUUGAAAUCAGCCAAAGCCAUUUGGAGUUAUCUCAAAUUUGAAUAUGAAGGAGAUGAUAUAAUUAAAGGCAUGAAAGUGCUGAAUCUAAUCAGAGAUUUUGAGUUGCAGAAGAUGAAAGAGUUAGAAACCAUCAAGGAGUACUCUAGAAGGCUUUUAAGCAUAGCCAACAGAGCGCAAGAACAACGGAUGGUUACGAGACAAGAAGCAACUGUAGAGGAAGCCUUGCCCGCCAAACAUGAAGAUGGUUGGAGAAACAAAAAUAAGAAAAAUAGAAAGCACCAACAAUCAAAUGGAGAAGCUGCAGCACACAGGAGCAACAAAAACAAAGCUGGAAGUUCCAAGGGAAAGUACCCACCUUGUAAGCAUUGUGACAAAACUGGCCACUCACCGUUCAAGUGCUGGAAAAGGCCAGAUGCUAAGUGUAACAAGUGCAAUCAACUUGGACAUGAAGCUAUCAUUUGCAAGAACCAAAACCAGCAGCAAGACACAAAUGCCCAAAUCGCUAAUGAAGAUGAAAAUGAUCAUCUCUUUGUUGCAACUUGUUUUUCAGGUAGCAUUUCAAGCGAUAGCUGCUUGAUUGACAGUGGAUGCACCAAUCACAUGACUCAUGACAAGGAACUUUUCAAAGAAUUGAAGCCUACAAAAAUUGCAAGAGUUCGAAUAGAUCAUGGUGGUCAUAUUCCUGCGAAAGGAAUUGGAACUGUUGCUAUUACAACCCAUUUAGGUACUAAAGUCAUCGAUGAUGUGCUUUACGUACCUGGAAUAGACCAAAACUUGUUAAGUGUUGGUUAG
Vitis vinifera (wine grape) is the source of this 1059-nucleotide messenger RNA. RefSeq lists its product as uncharacterized. The record is from RefSeq and is a predicted model, not a curated record. The coding region runs from base 1 to 1059 and encodes 352 amino acids. The transcript is spliced from 2 exons. NCBI's taxonomy places the organism in Eukaryota, Viridiplantae, Streptophyta, Magnoliopsida, Vitales, Vitaceae. Gene Ontology annotation, molecular function: zinc ion binding; nucleic acid binding.